AUGCACACUUUGACAUCAAUCGCUUCAGUGCACAAGCCCUUGGCACUAAUCGUAUCAUGCCAUCCAGAUGACUUGCUCCGCCAGCACAAAGCAGAAAAGAGCGUUUUGUCUGAACGACCAUUGAAUCGGUCGAGGAACACUUCGAAUAUCUCUCAUCAGAGCCACGAAACUCGCUCGUUCUCAGGGCCGCGUUUGCGUAACCCUUGUCGCCAGCCAAGUGACCCCCCACGAGGAGUUCUUGCCCAGGCCGAUGCUGGAUUCGCGCGAUUCCUCAAGGAGCAUGCAUCGCCUAAGCACCAACGCGUCACCGCUGGAGGACGAAUUGUUCCAAUGGAUAGACAAGAACCUCCUCCUCAGAUGAAACUCCUGAUUAAUGAGAAACAUCGGGAUAAACUCUCUCCCUCGGUAGAGGGGAAGGGCAAAAGUAAAAUGAAGGAUAAACAAGCCGAGUCUGUGGACGUCAGUCGUCAUACCAGUGAUCACUCGGCACCUGCUCGGACUGGAGGAGUGCUCACAUCCCACGCGAGAUUAUCGAGCAUCAGUAGCAAGUUGGAUUCACAAACUACAAAUUCACAACCCAUCCCCAAUCUGCAGACAACCCUACUCAACCCUACAACAUCCUUGCGGUCCAAUGCGGCUCGCACAUUUGGCAGCCAUCAAGUUUCCGAAGGGACACAGCCAGUCCAGGAGAGCUAUGCACCUGGGCCGUUUGAUCAGAUCAUUUAUCAGCUGGGUGGAUAUCCGCUUGUCUGGUUUCCAAGUAUACAAGCGUUGAAUUCGCAGGGCGCCAUUCCUUCUUUCAUGCCGUCUAUAUCACAGCUCCAGUCUUCCAGCCUGGGUACGCCAUCCGAAUUCACUUCAACUAGCAGUCUUUUUGGUGGAAUCCCUUCAACUCUCGGUCAAUCUUCCUCAAUCCCAGACUUGUUUGUUUCUACUCCUGGACUGCACGAGUAUCAAUCUAUUACCAACCAUGUGAUAACCCCCAAUCAGCCACUGUUCUCUACGGCACCUUUCCUCGAAGCAUCGCUGUGGAAGUCUUUGAAUCAAGUCACGACUGACUAUGCAUCGCUGUCAACGCAACUCACAGGGCUCGACAGAUAUAUGGCCAUGCAUACUUGGGAUCUAGACCCCCGAGCCAAAAGGUCGCUAGUCGAGCAAAGAAAAAGUUUGGUCAGAGAGCUGGAUGUAGUGCGGUCGUACAAAGAACAGUUGGAGACAACACUUGGGGUCUCAAAUAGCUCCGGUGUCCAGAAGGGGACUAAUCCAAGCCUCUCAGGCCCAUCGAAUACUCGUUUCCCAGGGGGGUUUGUAGCCAAUGAAUACUUUUCGGGACUGUCCGCCUCUUCCAUGCAACAUACGGCGUCUGGAUAUCCCCCUUCAAUGCCGGUUAGCUCACUUGCGCAGCAUUCAUCACCCAGCCAGUCACUGAAUCUGGGACUCAAGUGGCAAGCUAACCAAGUUAUGGAAGCCUUUGGAGGAAGUCACCCGGCUACUCCUAGUCUGUGCAACAACUGGGACGACCCAAGACGAUACAACCAAAGCUCAGACGCUGGGUUGAAUUCGAUCAAGUCUAUCAGAAUCUCUGCUGCCAAUUCAACAGGACCAGCAAUUGGAGAGAAUGGGUGGAUGCCUUCAUCGGUAGCAGCACCCUUGGAGAUCCGAGAAGUAUACAACAGAAUCGAGGAUGCCACGAGAAAGGACAAACCCAUUGACGACCUUCUCAGAGAGCUUUCUCAGGUGACGACACAACUCAUGAUGCACAAUAGGCACAAUCUCGAUGGGCAAACUCAUCGGACAAUUUCAUUGCUCGGCAAGCAGAUGAAUUCAUUUGAGGGCGCUCGGAAGUCAUUAUCUACAGACCUAGUUCAUGACACUGGUGUGCAUGGACCAGUGGCGGGACACUGCAGAAGGCCGUGGGCGUCCGAACACCUCGCCCAAAAGCCUUCAAUCAGGUUUCGCGGCACAUCUCUUAACUCAGAAGAGGAUUUUGACAGCGAAUCAACGGCAUCAUUGGUGUCGACAACGGAUUCGUGGGCCACUGUCCGCAGCGAAGGGUAA
Messenger RNA from Aspergillus clavatus NRRL 1, 2058 nucleotides. RefSeq lists its product as uncharacterized. The record is from RefSeq and is a predicted model, not a curated record. The transcript is spliced from 2 exons. NCBI's taxonomy places the organism in Eukaryota, Fungi, Ascomycota, Eurotiomycetes, Eurotiales, Aspergillaceae. Bases 1 to 2058 code for a protein of 685 amino acids.